Molecule: messenger RNA, 1727 nt
Organism: Cucumis sativus (cucumber)
Lineage: Eukaryota; Viridiplantae; Streptophyta; Magnoliopsida; Cucurbitales; Cucurbitaceae
Product: cytochrome P450 77A3
Exons: 1
Coding region: 77-1618 (513 amino acids)
Cellular component (GO): membrane
Molecular function (GO): heme binding; oxidoreductase activity, acting on paired donors, with incorporation or reduction of molecular oxygen, NAD(P)H as one donor, and incorporation of one atom of oxygen; iron ion binding
Source: RefSeq, a predicted model, not a curated record
CCCUCUAAAAAAGGCUUCAUCUGUCCUUCUCCUUCCUCAUUCCUCUGUUGUCAUCAACCUUCCCCCAAACUCAGCAAUGGCGUCUUCUUCUUCUUCUUCUUCUUUCUCUGAUCAUCGACUUUUCUUCUCCUUCUUAGCCUUCACCCUCUCUGCAUUCAUCUUCUUCCUCGCUCAUAAACGCACCUCUAAGCCACGUCUCAACCUCCCCCCAGGACCCCGUGGCUGGCCCAUCGUCGGAAACCUCUUCCAGGUCGCUCGCACCGGAAAGCAUUUCUUCGAAUACAUUGAAGACAUACGCCACAAUUACGGCCCAAUCUUGACUCUUCAGAUGGGCGCUCGCACCAUGAUCAUCUUGUCCGGACCCGACCUCAUCCACGAAGCCUUAAUCAAACGCGGCCCAGCUUUCGCCAGCCGUCCGCCCGAAAAUCCAACUCGAAUCGUCUUCAGCAACAACAAAUUCUCCGUUAACGCCGCCCUCUACGGCGGUGUCUGGCGCUCACUCCGUCGUAAUAUGGUUGAGAAUAUGCUCUCUUCCACUCGCUUGAAGGAGUUUCGCGAUGUUAGAAAGAAGGCCAUGGAUAAGCUCGUUCAACGCAUUCGAACCGACGCUGAGGCGAACGGCGGCGCCGUUUGGGUGUUGAAAAACGCUCGAUUCGCUGUGUUCUGUAUUCUCUUAGCAAUGUGUUUCGGAUUAGAAAUGGAUGAGGAAUCGGUUGAGCAAAUGGAUCAAGUUCUUAAAACUGUUCUGAUCACCGUCGAUCCCAGAAUCGACGAUUUUCUCCCGAUUUUGAGGCCGUUCUUUGCUAAACAGAGGAAACGCGCGAUGGAAGUAAGAAGAGAGCAAAUCGAAUUCGUUGUCCAGUUCAUCAAUCGAAGAAAAAAAGCACUUCAAAAUCCAGGUUCAGACAAUAAAGCAACUUCAUUUUCGUACCUCGAUACACUCUUCGAUCUCAAAGUGGACGGCCGGAAAUCUACCCCAACCGACGCCGAACUAGUCACUCUCUGUUCCGAAUUCCUCAACGGAGGCGUGGACACGACGGCAACCGCCAUCGAAUGGGGAAUCGCAGAGCUAAUCACAAACCCUAACGUUCAGAAAAAGCUUUACGAAGAAAUCAAGCAAUUAGUAGGCGACAGAAAAGUAGAUGAAUCUGAUGUUCAGAAAUUGCCUUAUCUUCAAGCGGUUGUGAAGGAAUUGCUGAGAAAGCAUCCUCCGACGUACUUCUCGCUGACACACUCAGGGAUCGAGGCGUCUAAACUGGGGGGAUACGAUAUUCCGAUGGAGGCGAGUGUGGAGGUUUAUUUAGCCGGAAUGAGUAACGAUCCGAAAGUGUGGAAGAAUCCGGAGAAAUUUGAACCGGAGAGAUUCAUGUCGGGGGAGGAAGAGGUGGAUAUGACAGGGAUUAAAGGAAUGAAAAUGAUUCCGUUCGGAGUUGGAAGGAGAAUUUGCCCGGGUUUGGGAAUGGCGACGAUUCAUGUUCAUCUGAUGAUGGCGAAGUUGGUUCAGGAAUUUGAAUGGAGUUCGUAUCCGCCGAAUAGUGAAUUGGAUUUUACGAAGAAGUAUGAAUUUACUGUUGUGAUGAAGAAUUCUCUUAGAGCCAUUGCCACAACCAGAGCUUGAAGAACAACACUAUGAAGAUGAUCCAUGAAAGUUUAAUGUUCUUAAUGGUUAGGUUUCUUUGUACUAAAAACUUAUUAAAAUCAACAUAUUUCCCCCUUUUUUCUCUUUU